UUUUUCAUUAUUUCGAAAAGAAAUUGAAAAAAAUCAACAAAAAAAUCAAAUAAAAACAAAGGAAACUCAAUAACCAAAAGAAAAUAUAAAUAGUCAUUAUGUCAAUUAGAAUAAAAUUAUUUACCAUCAUUUUAUUGGUGGGGUCGAUAGCAACGGCUCAAAAGGAGGAUUUCACAUGUCCUACACAAGCUGGCAAUGGCAAUUACGCAGAUCCCGUUACUUGUCGUCGUUUUUAUCAGUGUGUUGAUGGUUAUCCCUAUCUAAAUCGUUGUCCCUCUGGUCUCUACUUUGAUGAUUUACAAAAAUACUGUACAUUCAAAGAUGAAGCCAAGUGCGGACCAUUAGCAACAACACCAGCUACAAUAACCGAAGCACCUGCUGAUAAAGCACAAAAGUGCGAUACCGAAGAAUGUCAACUGCCAUACUGUUACUGCUCAAAGGAUGGCACACAAAUUCCCGGUGGCUUAGAAGCCGAUAAGGUUCCCCAAAUAAUUAUGCUGACAUUUGAUGGUGCUGUCAACUUGAACAAUUAUGAACAUUACAAUAAAAUCUUCAAUGGAAAACGUAAAAAUCCCAAUGGUUGCAAUAUACGCGGUACAUUCUUUAUGUCACAUGAAUACAGCAACUACCAACAGAUCCAACAUCUUGCCCAUGCCGGUCAUGAAAUUGCCACCGAAAGUAUUUCACAGCAACAGGGUCUUCAGGAUAAGGGUUAUGAGGAAUGGGUUGGUGAAAUGAUUGGUAUGCGUGAAAUUUUACGUCAUUUCUCGAAUGUCUCCGUUAAUGAUGUUGUCGGUAUGCGUGCACCAUUCUUGAAACCUGGCCGCAAUACACAAUACAAGGUUUUGGAAGAUUUCGGUUACAUUUAUGACAGUUCCAUUACCGUGCCCCCAGUACCCGUGCCCGUCUGGCCCUACACUUUGGACUACAAAAUCUCUCACGAAUGCAAGAGUGGUACCUGCCCCUCAAAAACUUUCCCCGGUGUCUGGGAAGUUCCCCUCAACACUCACUACGUAGAAGGUUUCGAAGGUGGUCACUGCCCCUAUAUGGAUCAGUGUGUCUUGCACAACUUGGAUGAAAAUGAAGUAGUCGAAUGGUUGCAAGAAGAUUUCUCACGUUACUAUGAACAGAACAAGGCUCCCUACAUGAUGCCAUUCCAUACAAAUUGGUUCCAAACUAAGCCAUUGGAAAAUGGUUUACACAAAUUCUUGGAUUGGGCUUUAGAACUUCCCGACGUAUACAUCUUGACCGUCACCCAAAUGUUGCAAUACAUGACCGAUCCCAAAGAAAUGCGUGAUGUGCCCAGCAUUGAAUCAUGGAAAUGUGACAAAAGUGUAGCUGUAGCUCCCAAACCCUGUAACAUUUGGAACACCUGUGCUUUGUCGUUUAAAAUUCCCGAACAAAAUGUUACCGACACCCGCUACAUGGAGACAUGUCGCGAAUGUCCCAAUGUUUAUCCUUGGUUGGGUGAUGCUGCUGGUACUGGCAUACAAGGACGUGAUAGUUAUAUCUUCUCAGGACCCGUACAGGAAGCCGAUGGCGAAAGUGUAGAUGAAAACUAAACACCCACUAAACACUAAAAAAAACUUUUCCUAUAAAAAUUAUAAGAUUUACAUCCAAUGAGGCGUAUUUAUUUGCUGCAACACAAACAAAUGUGCCAGGAUUAUAUUUUUUGUUAAACUAUUUUUUUUUAAAUAUUUUUGUUUGUUUAUUUCCAAUCCUAUUCUUCUGUUGUUUGAAUUUUUUUUUAUAAUUUUGUUUAAAUUUUAAUUUCUUUUUAAAAAAAAAUAUAAACUAGUUUUUAAGUUAACCACAACCACAAGAACAAAAAUCCGUGUCAACUUUGUUAGUAAAUAAGUUAUCAAUAAAUUUUACUUUUUUUUAUAUAAAACACCAA
Calliphora vicina (urban bluebottle blowfly) is the source of this 1897-nucleotide messenger RNA. RefSeq names its product chitin deacetylase Cda4 (gene Cda4). Gene Ontology annotation, cellular component: extracellular region. The record is from RefSeq and is a predicted model, not a curated record. Gene Ontology annotation, molecular function: chitin binding. Gene Ontology annotation, biological process: carbohydrate metabolic process. The transcript has 8 exons. Bases 99 to 1562 code for a protein of 487 amino acids. Lineage: Eukaryota; Metazoa; Arthropoda; Insecta; Diptera; Calliphoridae.